Molecule: messenger RNA, 3281 nt
Organism: Solea senegalensis (Senegalese sole)
Lineage: Eukaryota; Metazoa; Chordata; Actinopteri; Pleuronectiformes; Soleidae
Product: glutaredoxin domain-containing cysteine-rich protein 2
Exons: 11
Coding region: 1667-2416 (249 amino acids)
Biological process (GO): sensory perception of sound
Source: RefSeq, a predicted model, not a curated record
CGUCGGACGUCCUCAUCCCUAACCAAGGACAAUCCGAAUCAAAUCAAAGCCUCCAAAAACAAAGAGGAUUCAGGAGGAGCUGGAUUGAGAACAGGCAGUACAGCAGAACAACUGCCAACCAAAAGAUGUAAACUCGAUCUUCUCAAGUGACAUCUGCCACUGCCAUUUCUGUCUUUGCCAGACCCUCUUGAAAGGGUGGCUGCAAUCUGGUCCUCCUGGUCCUCCUCCAAAGCCAACCCAGGUUGCGUAUUAUUAGUUAAUCCAUCGUCUUCCUCGGCCAAAACACACAGUCAACUCACCGCCAUUCCUCCUCAUCUGUUAUUUGACUCAGCCCAGUGUGGAGCUAUAAUCUGAGUUUUCUGAGUGUGACUCCGGCUCAUCAGAUGAAAGUCUGAGGUGCCUCUGGCUGGACCUCCUUUGGUGUACCUGUGCUCUGUUGGACUGUUUGGUAACAAGGCACUCUAUAUUUUGAAGUUAAUCAUCUUUCAGCUCCGGUAAGUUUUUCUAUUUGCAGGUAAGAUGUGGUUUAAAGACAGGUUUUGGUUUGUUAUUUUGGCAUUGAUCCUCUGCUACACUUGUUUAAACAAACUUUGGAUUUAUUUUUGCUUUCUUUGGAAAGACGAGGUGGAAGACACACACACACACACACACACACGUUACCCCUGGUUUCUCUAAUUGAACCCACUCAUUGACAUUAGUGAGAUAUACAGCUUUCAAAUUCACUUUCUCAAGAUGUCUGAUCAGCCCUGUCCUGCUUCACAAUGUACAUUUUAAAACCAAGAGCUUCUCAGGACAACAAUAGACUUAAGUUCACAGUUUCUGCUCUUAAUUCCACGUUUCCUCGCUUACGUCUGGUCAUGCUGACAUCUCCGACAACAUGCAGGAAUUUUAGAGCGAGAAAGGCAGCUGGAUUUGUUUGUGUUUUGGACCAAUCAGCAUCUGAUGAAGAUCUCAUCCUGCCAACUAUCAGCAUGUGGGUGUUAAUGACAGCAAGGAGCGAAUGUUCAUUAACAUCAGUCGAGCGAAGAAUGUCAUGGAAGGUGUUUCUUGAUGGAAUUUAUUUAUUUAUUUUUUCCCAGCUGGCUUCACCAACCGUCGUAGACAGUAAAAAAAAAACAAAAAAACAGAUGGUCCAUCCAACCUGCCAAGAAUUCUUUGAAAGCACCUGCCCUUUAUCCAAAUAGCUUUUGAAAGGGCCUUCCAAGAUGGUUCUGUGUAGCAAACCAUUAGGCAAGUGCAGGCUAAUUCCAUGCACGAAUGGAAAAACUAUAAAGAAAUUCUGCACUAAUAAAGAACAUAGUUGGGACAACUUACUUUUUAAAAUAGCUUUUAAAGUAGUUUUUCUCUCGCUGAGCUGGAGCCAAGUUGGAGACUUUGUUACUAAAAGAAUAAACAUUUGUGGGUUGACAUUUCACAUGUGUUGUAGGUGAACAAUACAAUUAUGACAUGUAUUUUUGUGUUUGUGUGUGUUCCAGGUAUUACUCAUGCUGCGGGAGCCUAUAUCUGUUCACACAGUCACAUUAUGGGGGCUCGUUUUCCUUAUGGGGACGAAAAGGAAGUACCCACAACGGCACCACCAGUAUCCAGCUGAUGUCAGUUGGAUCAAUGUAAGGAGCCUCGUGGAUGGACUGAUGUUCUUGCUCUGUCCCCUCCUCUGUCAGCCACCAUGGAGGAACUCCAAAGGAAACUGAAUCAGCGGUACGAAAGCACCAAGCCCAGAAAGGUAAGGUUCAAGCUCGCGUCGUCCUACAGUGGCCGGGUGCUGAAGCAUGUGUAUGAGGAUGGCCAGGAGCUGGACAGUCCGGAGGAGAAAUACCCUCACAGCUUUGUCCACCGCAAGAUCCCUCCCAGCCACCUGGAGAUGGAGCAGCUUUGUGGGUUUGAGGACGCUCACGGGGACCAACAAGGUCUGUGUCCUCCAACGGGGCUCAUUGCCCAAAGAAUAAAUGUAUACAGAGGAAUGGGAAACUACAAGCCAACUGCUGAUCUGACAGAGGGAGCAGAGGGAGACGCCAGCUCCCAAGUGUUGGAUUUUGGCAAGAUAAUCAUCUACACUAGCAACCUGCGCAUCAUCAGGGCACCACCAAAGAAUCCUGAGGUGUCGCGACACCACGCGGCGCCGCAUGUGGACAUGGAUGCAAAACCAAAGGCCAAGGAGAGGGUGAGCAGGAGGAGAGCGAAAGCUCUGAGUAUACAGGACGCGGAGGACAAAGAGGCGCACAGCAGCAACAUUAAGACCACGGAGGCAGACAGCUGCCAGCAUUGUGGUGGUUCGGGCUGCGCUCCCUGCUCUCUGUGUCACGGCAGCAAGCUGUCUAUGCUCGCGAACCGCUUCAACGAGUCCAUCAGUGAUCUGCGCUGCCAAGCCUGCUAUCCCCAUGGUCUGGAGAAAUGCCAGUCGUGCUCCAGCAAAUAGCACCAUUUGGCUGACACGCACGUCUGUCUGUCUGGCUGAGGGAGUGCGUGCGUGAGUGAGUGAAUGAGUGAGUGAGUGAGUGGUCAGACUAUACUCAGUGGCAAUAAUGCUCUAAUCCAAAAUGUUCUUGGUUGGGUGUUUUAAUCGCGACGAGGAAACAUAAGCCAUCACUGGAAAAGGGGAAUUGUGAGAGACACAGAAUCAUAAAUUACAAUUACUGCGUGCAGUGGAAACGGCUUGCGAUAAAAAAAGAACACAUAAUCGCUCCUUUGUUGUCACAUUAUUUUGCAUCUGCACUCAGCCUCCUGAUAACACCUUCAGUACAUGCUUCCACAACACAGUUAUCCUUCCGAUUUCUGCCAUGUCCCUCCGCUGCAUGACAGCUAUUGGCAUUAUUUUUCUUUCCCUGAAAGCACGGGGAGAAAUACAGGAGAAUAAAGACUGUAAUAUGGAAACGUAAAUACACACAGAUUGAGAGACGAGAGUGGGACAUAAUUGGAAACAUAAUAAAUAUAAUAAAAGUGCCUCGCUGCUGAUUAUGGUGUGUCACAGAAAGGGAGAAAGUCACACACUUUAGAAAAGCACACACUGCACGCCAGCAUUGCAAAGGUGUGACAUUCAAAAAAUACUGAUUUUUCGUUGGAGUAACACUUUGUCGAGAAAGUGUUCCAGACGAAACGAGAGGUGACAAGAAAAUCAUGGAACAGUUAAAUAAACGACAGUAAAUCUUUAAGGCUGUUAAAUUGCGUGUGUUAUUGUGAUUGUGUUUUAUUUUCGUUAGCGGUUUUUAUUGUUCUCAGGUGUUUUGACUUCAUUCACACACUUUUGGUAAGUUGAUAAAAUAAAAUACCUCCUUCGUUUCUGA